This is a messenger RNA of Meriones unguiculatus (Mongolian gerbil), 7422 nucleotides long. It is a transcript of the gene Sox5, whose product is annotated as SRY-box transcription factor 5. Gene Ontology annotation, molecular function: RNA polymerase II cis-regulatory region sequence-specific DNA binding; DNA-binding transcription factor activity, RNA polymerase II-specific. The transcript has 15 exons. The coding region runs from base 563 to 2818 and encodes 751 amino acids. The record is from RefSeq and is a predicted model, not a curated record. Gene Ontology annotation, biological process: positive regulation of chondrocyte differentiation; regulation of transcription by RNA polymerase II; cell fate commitment. Gene Ontology annotation, cellular component: nucleus. NCBI's taxonomy places the organism in Eukaryota, Metazoa, Chordata, Mammalia, Rodentia, Muridae.
CUGCACCUAGUGGUGGCAUCCUCGUUCAUAUAGCAAAAUUCAAAUGCUGUAGGUGAAGAUGAAGAGCUAGUGCUAGAGCAAGGAGAGAGGAAGGAAAGGAGAGGAAGAAAACCGCUGAAGACUAGUGUUGUUUUACUUGAAUGAACAGUGCUUAUGUAGGUGUCCUUCUGGAGAAUGCCUUCUAUUCCUUCCUGUGAAUCAAGGGCCUUUUUUUCUCUUUCUGCCUCUGAGUUCUGCCCUGCAGUUUGGCCGUCGCUUUGCCUCUCCUUUAGUGUCAUCUCCCCUUCUCUUCACUCGCUAGUUGAGAGUUCCCAUCUCCUCUGGAGAGCCUGUGGUGUGUGGUUCUGCUUGUCCAAUAGGGGGGUGUGCGUUUCUCCACAUCACUGUCCUUUUCUCUUGGAGGCUGGGAGUGAAACCUCAGCAGCACCGCCAGCCUUUGCCAGCCUGAGGAGUCGCAGCCUCCAAGUUUCUCCCAGCUCUUGCGCCUUCUUUGUGGCAUUGUAUUCUGCACAUUGGGCUGCCGGGAAGGACCAGACCGAGACAAGAUUUAGAAGAAUUCUGGAUGUCUUCCAAGCGACCAGGCUCUCCGUAUGGGGAGACAGAUGGAGAGGUAGCCAUGGUGACAAGCAGACAGAAAGUGGAAGAGGAGGAGAGUGAGAGGCUUCCAGCCUUUCACCUUCCCUUACAUGUGAGUUUUCCCAACAAGCCUCACUCUGAGGAAUUUCAGCCAGUUUCUCUGCUGACUCAAGAGACUUGUGGUCCUAGGACCCCCACUGCUCAGCACAACACAAUGGAAGUCGAUGGCAAUAAAGUUAUCUCUUCACUAGCCCCAUACAACUCAUCUACCUCACCUCAGAAGGCAGAAGAAGGCGGGCGACAGAGUGGCGAGUCCGCGUCUAGCACAGCCCUGGGCACUCCCGAGCGGCGCAAGGGCAGCCUGGCGGAUGUGGUGGACACCUUAAAGCAGAGGAAGAUGGAAGAGCUGAUCAAGAAUGAGCCGGAAGAUACCUCCAGUAUUGAGAAGCUACUCUCCAAGGACUGGAAGGACAAGCUCCUGGCGAUGGGAUCGGGGAACUUUGGAGAAAUAAAAGGGACUCCGGAGAGCCUAGCUGAGAAGGAACGCCAGCUCAUGGGAAUGAUCAAUCAGCUGACCAGCCUCCGGGAGCAACUCCUGGCUGCCCACGAUGAGCAGAAGAAGUUGGCUGCAUCUCAGAUCGAGAAACAGCGCCAGCAGAUGGAGCUGGCCAAGCAGCAGCAGGAGCAGAUCGCGAGGCAACAGCAGCAGCUUCUGCAGCAACAACACAAAAUCAACUUGCUUCAGCAACAGAUCCAGCAGGUUCAAGGUCAGCUGCCGCCAUUGAUGAUUCCCGUGUUCCCUCCUGACCAGCGGACUUUAGCAGCAGCUGCCCAACAAGGAUUCCUGCUUCCUCCUGGUUUCAGCUACAAGGCUGGGUGUAGUGACCCUUACCCUGUUCAGCUGAUCCCAACCACCAUGGCAGCUGCUGCUGCAGCGACACCAGGCCUAGGCCCACUCCAGCUGCAGCAGUUCUAUGCUGCCCAGCUAGCCGCAAUGCAGGUUUCUCCAGGAGGGAAGCUCCUAGGCCUACCCCAGGGCAACCCUGGUGCUGCCGUGUCUCCUACCAGCAUUCACACAGACAAGAGCACAAACAGCCCACCACCCAAAAGCAAGGAUGAAGUGGCCCAGCCACUGAACCUAUCAGCUAAACCCAAGACCUCUGAUGGCAAAUCACCCACAUCACCCACCUCACCCCACAUGCCAGCUCUGAGAAUAAACAGUGGGGCGGGCUCCCUCAAAGCCUCUGUCCCAGCAGCAUUAGCUAGUCCUUCUGCAAGAGUUAGCACAAUAGGUUAUUUAAAUGACCAUGAUGCUGUCACCAAGGCGAUACAAGAGGCUCGCCAGAUGAAGGAGCAGCUCAGGCGGGAGCAGCAGGCGCUGGACGGAAAGGUGGCCGUCAUGAAUAGCAUAGGUCUCAACAAUUGCCGGACGGAGAAGGAAAAAACAACACUGGAGAGUCUGACUCAGCAAUUGGCAGUUAAACAGAAUGAAGAAGGAAAAUUUAGCCAUGGAAUGAUGGAUUUCAAUAUGAGUGGAGAUUCCGACGGAAGUGCUGGCGUCUCAGAGUCAAGGAUUUACCGGGAGUCCAGGGGGCGUGGCAGCAACGAGCCACACAUAAAGAGACCGAUGAAUGCCUUCAUGGUGUGGGCGAAAGACGAACGGAGGAAAAUCCUUCAGGCCUUUCCCGACAUGCACAAUUCCAACAUCAGCAAGAUACUGGGAUCUCGCUGGAAAGCUAUGACCAACCUAGAGAAACAGCCAUAUUACGAGGAGCAGGCCCGCCUCAGCAAGCAGCACCUGGAGAAGUACCCGGACUACAAGUACAAGCCUAGGCCAAAGCGCACCUGCCUGGUGGACGGCAAGAAGCUGCGCAUCGGGGAGUACAAGGCCAUCAUGCGGAAUCGGAGGCAGGAGAUGCGGCAGUACUUCAACGUCGGGCAACAGGCACAGAUCCCCAUCGCAACUGCUGGUGUCGUGUACCCCGGUGCCAUCGCCAUGGCAGGAAUGCCAUCCCCUCACCUGCCCUCGGAGCACUCCAGUGUGUCCAGCAGCCCGGAGCCUGGCAUGCCCGUGAUCCAGAGCACUUAUGGAGCGAAGGGAGAGGAGCCUCACAUCAAAGAGGAGAUCCAGGCCGAGGACAUGAACGGAGAGAUCUACGACGAGUACGACGAGGAAGAGGAUGACCCAGAUGUGGACUACGGGAGUGACAGCGAAAACCAUAUUGCAGGACAAGCCAACUGAUGAGGGCCGACAGACUGCGGUGAGCUGAGGACGUUAGGAAGCCCUCGCGCCUCCAUCCUUCCAGUGGCCAAGCACAUUAACUUUCUCAUACACUGACUGUUAUUUUAACUGUUAGUCUUAAAUAGUUGGGACAUCAGCUGACAAAUAGACCUCAGCCUCAAAAGGCUCGGAAAGGAAAAAAAAAAUAUAUCUAUUACAAGCAAACAUCAACAGCAAGAGAUUGAAAUAAGCUAUGGGUAAAACAAAGCCAGUAACUCAGCUGCUACACCCCAGCACUGAAGUCUCACCCGUCAACUUUUUUUUUUUUUUUUAAAUAAACUUUAUGGCUGUUUGUUCUAUAACUAGAAAUCCUCACUCAGGUACACAGUGCCAACAAGUGGCUUGUGAAUGUGUUUUGUUGUUUUGUGCUACAAUUUUUAAAAAAGAAAUAAGUUCUGUUUUUGUUUUGUUCUGUUUGGGGGGGAGGUGGUUCAGGGUUUUUCCUUUUACUUUCCUUUUUUCCUUCCUUUUGAGUGUUAUCUUGCACCUGACGGAAAGAGGGAAGAUGGGUGUUUGUUCCCUCCGCCCUCUCUAUCUCUCUGCUUUAAAGAUGGAGGCCUGUGUGUGAGGGUGGGGGGAGAGAGGAAAAAAAGAGCCUGUUUUUGCCUUCCUUGCUUCUACACCAAUCGUUUUCCCUGGAGACCUCCAACCCUCGCACACAACACUACAUCUUUGAGCAAGUGCCAAAUUCAUGCUGAAGCGAUCACCAACUUCAUUUUCUAUCCCUCCUUUCUCCCAUUCCUUCCUAAGUUAGGACAGUGUUAACCUUUAGACAGUCCCUGGAAAGAGCUGAUACACCAGCAACUGGUGAGAUUGAGGUUUUUUUUUUUUUAAUGGAAACUGUAGGUGCCGUUCUCAGGUGAAAAGAGAGAGAGAGACAUAGAAAUUUAGAGAGAAAAAAAGUAUUUUCUGAUCUUGGAUUUCUGUGUGUGUGUGUGUGUGUGUGUGUGUGUGUGUGUGAUUGUGGUACAUUAGAUACAUUCCUAUUAGGGAAUAAUGUUGGGCCAUUGUGAGCAAAACCCACAUGUGGGCAUGGAAUUCCACCCCUCCUAAGCAAGUGGUCUAGAAGAGACCCUGACCUCGACUUUGCACUUCCAGUGACAAUGGAACGAAGCGCAGGGCUGAGAAAUUCUAUUUUUAAAUGUCUAGUGCUUAUUAGUAGGUGGACCUCGUGGCCCCGUGCGUGGAGCUGUGCAAGCAUGGAAGCUACCAGCCAAAUGCUUCCUGAGGCUCCUUCUCCCUGGAUAUUUGCUUUUUCUAAUGUUUGCUACUUAGUGAUUUCUGUGUAUGUGUGUUUGUUUUUCUGUUGAAACUUUGAGCAAAACGAUCAUUGUUUUGACUGAAUCUAUUUGGCCAUUUUUUCAGAAAUAUGCUAUUAGCUUAUGUCUCCAACAUUCCAUCCUUUCCUGAUGAGGAAACAGAACUGAUGAUUUUAGACGAUUUUCUUUUCAUCUCUCCACACCAUGAGGUCGGAGACUGUUUGCAUUUCACAAGUGGGCUGUCUGUGUGAUGCCCUAAGAACCAGGAUGUGGUUAACAUUCACUGUGGGGUCACAAAUGGAGCCUAGCUGAACCCAGGCACCCUUCCCAGUGCGCUCCUCCACUGCAAUCUGAAUCUGCUAAAGGUCACUCGCUGGUGCCUGCAGAGCACACUCUCCGUGCAACAGCCAGUGGUGACAGACCGCUGAUUCCAGUCACCAACCAAAGGGCCAGGACAGCAGUAGGGACUGGACAAACGCAGAGCCACCUCCUGUCGCUCACCAUCGUUUGUAUUUAAAGAUUAGACAGUGGGCAGAUGUGUUCCGGUGUUCCACCCACUCCACUGUGCCCUGCCAAACACCAUCCCUCAAGUUUGAUUUUCCCACAUGAAAAAGCUAAAAAAGAAGAAGGAAAAGAAAACUCCUUUUUGUUUUUCUCUCUCUCAGAAGUCUUGCUCUGGGGUUUUGCUUGGAGGAGCUGAUCAUACCUGCAUGUCAGAGGUUUGGUUCUAUUUUCUGUUUGUGGGUUUUGUUUUGUUUUAUGACUGUAUUUUCAUUUGAAUUGCCUCUUUUUGCUAGUGUUGUAAAAUUAUGAUAAAAUAAUAAUAGUAAUAAUAAUAAUAAUAAUUAAUAACGGUCAGCUGUUCCCAGAUUAGUAAAUUAUGUAUAAUUUAUUUUAUUUCUCCCUUUCUAUUUUAUUCCGCUCUGAUUUGGAAGUUGCUAGGUAUUUAAAACUAAUAUCUAUUUCCAGUUGGUAGACAUGCAUACACAUCUGUAUGUGUAUACACACACAUACUCAUCCAAACACUUGCUUCUCCACCCGUAACUUCCUCUGUUAACAGUCUUGGUCCCAGUAGCAUCAGUUCUGGUGUUUAAUACGAAGGGGUGAAUUAGUAGGAGGGUCGUGUUCAAUCUUAAUUAACUUAUGCUCUUUUCUCUCAUUUAGUUAUUUAAUUACCAAUUAUCUAGAGCCAAUUUUUUUUUGUUUUUGUUUGUUUUGUUUUUUGAAGCACUCUGAAUAAGAAAAAAAAAAUAGACACUUGUUUUUAUACCGUUAUAAGAUACAAUGUGAAAACAGAUUUAUAAAAAAAAAAAAAAGUUUCUCUGUGUCUGUUAACAAAUUUCUCCUGACUGACGUGGGUUCCCCACUCAUGUGUGCUGGGUUCCUGUUUCACAGCACAUUCUAGACAAGCUUGGUUUUCACUUCCUGACCUUGGGCAACAAGAAUACUUUGUUUUAGCUCCAGGUAGAUGCUACUGAAGGCAUCCAUGACUAAAACUCAACCCUACACAGCAGUGGAUCUGAGCAAACUUUCCAGUUUAGUUGAGUUUGUCUCCAUAACUGAACUCCCCAGACAAAACUACAAAGCAAGUCCAUAAUAUCAUGCCAUAUUCUGUUCAGACAUUUUCUUCAGUAGAUGUUGGCUUUGCUUUGCCCAAGAGUUUUCCCCAGGGGACAACAAACAUAAAGAUAAUUGUAUUAAUGUUUAAAGUGCAUUGAAGUCACUUGGGAAAAAAUAAAAAUAAAAGGUGCUUUGACUAGCAAUUUAACUCUGUUAACACACUGUCCUUUGGGCCUUUGAUUUGGUGAUAAUUUUUGUAAAGGAUCCUAAAACUUUAAAUUCUUUCUAUGCCUCACAUGUCCAAAUAAGAUAUGGUAGAGAAAGCAAGAUAAAAUGGAAAGAUCAAAGUUAGCAACAGCAUGCCUCCUUCCUUCUCUCCUGCUUCUCUGUUUAAGCCACUCCCAGAUUUCUGCCCCUCCCCCAUCUUCCCCUUCAUACACAUUUAUACCAACACCAAAAAGUAAUAUUGCCAAUUUCUUCUUUUUAUAUUUGUAAUCGAACCUCUAAAAAUAGUCAUGCUUGAUAUAAAUCUAAGAAAAAUAUUUACUGGAUAAAAUAGGUUAAAGUUGUUUGUAAGUUAAUGAUAAUUUGGCUAGUUAUUACAAUCAGGAAACACACACACAGUCAGUGUAUUUUCACCCAAAUUAGUCAAGUGAACUCUGGAGUUCAUUUGGUAUCUAGCUAAGACUUACCUUUGUGUAAAACCCUCCCAAUGAAUACACUUUUCAUGGUUGGAACCAAAUCUUUCCAUGGGGAAUGAAUAUUAAUUAAAGUGUAAAGUGUUCUUUAAUGCAGUCACUUCAUAUGUUUGAUUUCUAAAGUACGAUUUACCUUAGUUUGCUUCGAGGAAAUUAUCUUUACCAUUUCAUGGUGCAUUUUCAGAUCGUUUCAUAAACUGCAGAAGCUGAUGGUGUUAUCAGAACCCUCUUCUAUGUCACUUAAAAACUUCAGAGAUAACUAUACUUUCCUUCCUCUUAAAGGGUAAAUUAUUGAAUUGUAAUAACUGUAUAUUUACAAACAGGUUUAUAAAAAUAUUUGUCUAUCAAAUUAAUAGUGAAAUAAAAACUUUAUGAGAUCUGCAAGGGAAAAAAAUACAGAAUCCACUUAAAGUGGUUGAUCUAUCCCUCUGUCUCCUGGGGCACAGGCAUUUCUUUAGCUAGGUUGAUGCAGUAUUUAAUUCUGAGCUCCACAGGUUGAAGAUGACAUGCUGGGUUUCCUCCUGAUGGUGCCUGUCCUCCCCUGUGUCUGUCACUGGUCCACUAAGGCAGUAUUUAUUCAGCUCCCCGGGCUCUAAAGCACUUAGUCUUUCUAACAGCUUGGAUUUCACAAGUGAAAAAGUUUUGUUUGUAUUUUUUUUAAUGAUUUAAAAAAAUAGUAAAGAGACAAUCAAUGCCUGGAGCUUAAAACAAAGUAUGUGCAAAUUACCAUCUCACUUGAAAUUUAAUAAAAGAAAAAAUUGUGUAAAUAUAACAUAGAGUUAUAGAUUUCUAUUUUGUUCAUAACACAUAGUGUAAUAUAAGUUGUAUAUUUUCAUGUUUUUUGGUUUUAUGUUAUCAUUCAUGCCACAACAAGAAUAAAACAGGAGUUUGUGUACUCUUGGGAAAAAAAAAAUGUGGGUUCCCACCAACCUGUUUUUUUGCUUUUCUGUUUUGUUUUCAUUUUAUUUUGUUUGUUUUGCAUUCCUUUUUUCAGUAUUACUGCCGUGCAAGGCACCAAUAAAACAGCAAACGUGUUCUUUAUCUAUUA